Exophiala viscosa is the source of this 1851-nucleotide messenger RNA. RefSeq lists its product as uncharacterized. The record is from RefSeq and is a predicted model, not a curated record. The transcript has a single exon. Lineage: Eukaryota; Fungi; Ascomycota; Eurotiomycetes; Chaetothyriales; Herpotrichiellaceae. The coding region runs from base 1 to 1851 and encodes 616 amino acids.
AUGUCGGAAUCAUCACCUGUCAUCAACGUGGAGGGACUUGCCUUCCAGCAUUCUUCUCCGCUUUCUCUGCGGCAGGAGCCAUUGUUGCGUUCUCCACGCGCGUCCGCGUCUCACCCGCUUGACCCAUCACAGUCCUACGACUACAAUUUCUCGACUAGAGACUACCAGGAGGAGGCCACUGAUACUGAAGCAGAUGGACAUGAUGCGACCAGCCAAGAAGAGGACGAUUUGGCAGAUGAUGCCAGACGGAUCUCUGGCUGCUCAUCAAUAUCAUCGUUUCCAGCCUCAGUAAUCCAGCAUCAGGCGCCUUCGAGGCAGAGUCAAUAUGGCAGCCUAAGAACGCCCACGAAGCGCGAUUCCAUGGAAUCAUAUACCUCACCUAGAUUCGGCGACACCGAUCACGCGGUCGCAUCUCCCCGAAGCGCGCGAGAAUAUCGUUCUGUCUUUCGGCAUCCCAGCAGCGUCAAAGCUCUACAAAUGAAUGAUGAGGUGAUGAGUGAUACACAAAGUGUGCUAAGGCACCGGCGUGAGGGAUCAGUAAUGUCCUCUUACAGCCAAAGAAGUUUGCACUCCGCACACACGUCUCCCACGAAGCGAUCGAGUCGAUCCCAUCGAGCAUCAUCCUCAAAGCCAAGCAGCAAUCUCAGAAAAGAGUUCCCUCUGGUCCUACUACAUUGCACACUGCUGCCACCAACUCUUCUAUCUCAGUCAACGGCGCAUGAAGAUGCACUCAUUCAAGAAUUGCUUCCAGAGGAGUACAAAAAGAGGUGGAUAACCCUGCACAAUAAACUGGUGGAAGACGUCGAGGUCAGGACCCGCGGAAUACUGAUUCCACAUCCGAAGGAAGAUUACGAACUCCUUGAAGAGCGUUUACUCGAGAGUCUGGACCUGGAAACCCCUCGCAUCCGUCACAAUCACUAUUAUCCUAGUGACGCAAACAGCGCCGAUAGUGGCUUCGAAAGUGGUAGCGUGACAGAGGAAGAAGUGGAAAUUGAGGGCUCAAAAUGUCCCGACUGUGGGAGACGGGUACCUCCCGACACAGACUCACGCAAAUGGGAGGUGAAAGUCUUUGCUGCCAAUGGUCUGAUGCGGGCAGGAGCCUGGGAAGCUGCCUGGCAAGAGAUGGAAAAGGUCGAUGUAGAAGUCAAAGUGUGGUUGCCAGAAGAAGUGAGACGAGAUCUGGAAGCAAAACUCGCUCUGAUCGACACGUCUGCACCGUCCGAACUGUCAGAUUGCGACCUGAAUCAAGAUCCAUAUGAGCCAGAAAUCCAAAAUUCUCGCGACAGAGAAGUUUACGGGGAUGUCAACAGGCACAAAAGUCGGUCCGAAAUUGAUGGUUUUGCCGAGAGCCCAGGACAGCACCCUGAUCCUCCUCAAGCCACACCGACAAAAAGCGUCGUGGAGCAAGACCUAACGACCCUGGUGUUGGCAUGUAUCCGGCGCUUUCGUCACGACAGCAAGAAUCUCCUGAUCGGUUUUCUGAGUUGUCUGAUAUUGUUUCUGGCGCUGCAAGGGAGGGAGACGUCGGUGACAGGAAAGGCCUCCUCUUAUGAGCCUAUACCAGCGCUGUCAACCGAGGUCGCGACAACCACCAUCUUUUCAACAGCCAUCGACUUCUCGACAUCACCUGUCACGGUGCCAAUCAGUACACAAUCGUCGUCUGCUGCACCACUCUUGGAAGUCACAGCCUCAUCUAUCAGCAGCCUUGUCGGAAGCGUUCAGCAACAGCUAUUGGGCACAACCACGACAGUUGCCACCACCACUCCGGCCAUACAAAGCGCUCUUCUGGUCGAGGAAGAAGGCGCAGGCUUGUCAGAGAGCGUGGUCGGCGAGGACGUUACACAAGGUUGA